GAUUUUGGGUUUAAUGGUGCGUGCAAAUGCGAGCGAACAGUGCCAUUUUCGGUACGGCGAGCUCUAGUUUUUGGUGGGAAGAAUAGCAGAGCAGCACUGCGUCUCCAUUUCCAACUGAGCUUCGAAUUCGAUCGACAGAAAUUAGAGAAGGAUGUUGUUUCAGGUGGGAGGGCAAGGGACUCGUCCCACCUUCUUCGAGAUGGCCGCCGCUCAGCAGCUCCCCGCCAGCCUUCGUGCUGCUCUCAYCUACUCCGUCGGCGUUUUAGCUCUAAGAAGACCAUUCUUUCAUAGGGUGUUAGACUACGAAGAUGAAUUCUUUGCUUUGCUAAUGCUGGUUCUUGAAACGCAUAGCUUACGAACAACAGAUGCUUCAUUUUCAGAAUCCUUGUAUGGUUUAAGAAGAAGAGCCGUAAAUAUAAAAGUAAAGGAAGAUGCUCGGUCUGUCCCUGGUGAUGGCAUUCAACAUAGAGGAUUAGAAAAGCAUCAAAAAGUUCUUUCUGUUGUUUUCUUGGUUGUAUUGCCUUAUUUCAAGUCAAAGUUGCAUUCAAUUUACAAUAAGGAAAGGGAAGCCAGGCUUCAAGCGAGUUUAUGGGGUGAUGAUAAUGAAAGGUUUGAUAAUGCUGAAAUUUAUGAUGUGAGAGGGGACCUCGUUGUGCCGACCAGAGCUUUGAGAGUUGAAGCAUCAGUAAGAGCACGAGUCAUAAAUAAAUUUCAGAAAAUUGUUGGUGCUUGUUACCCAUGGCUCCAUGCAAGUAGUGAAGGCCUAUCAUUUGCUUAUCAGCUGUUAUAUUUGUUGGAUGCUACUGGAUUCUAUACAAUUGGACUGCAGGUCAUUGGAGUUCAUGUCUGUCGGUCUACAGGACAAGAGCUGAUGGACACAUCGUCUAGAAUUUCAAAGAUACGAAGCCAUGAGCGUGAGAGACUACGUGGUCCUCCUUGGUUGAAGGCAAUACAAGGAGGGAUCCUCACUUGUUUGUACACGAUGCUUGAUUAUGCACAGACUGGACUAAUUGCAGCAGUAUUUUUCUUCAAAAUGAUGGAGUGGUGGUACCAAUCUGCUGAGGAACGAAUGUCUGCACCAACUGUAUAUCCCCCACCUCCACCACCUCCUCCUCCAAAGGUAGCCAAGGAAGGGAUUCCACUACCGCCCAACAGAACAAUCUGUCCUUUGUGCUCAGAGAAACGAGUUAAUCCAUCCGUCAUUACUGUAUCUGGCUUUGUAUUUUGUUAUACCUGCAUCUUCAAGUAUAUCUCACAGUAUAAGCGUUGCCCAAUCACGUUAAUGCCUGCAAAUGUUGAUCACAUCAGGAGGCUCUUCCAUGAUAUGUGAAGAACCCUAGGAACACUAUAAUGCAAGGAUUGAUGGCUGCCAUCUUCUCAAGGAUUCGGUAGGCUUCUUCUUGUCAAACCUUCAGCUUGAAGAGAUAAAUUUUACACUCGUUCAUUAUGUAGUUAAUUAUAUACUUGAUGGUUGAAAAUGUGUAAAUUAUAGAUUAAAUGGACUAGUCAUUGGUAAUAUGAUGUUUUCAAGGAUUAUAAUAUCGAUGGUGAUGGAAAURUUGAAGUCUUAAUCUUAGAUGGAUGUAUCAAUAAGAUAUUGUUGAGAUAUUCUUGAAAGAAUUAUUGAAAUCGAUAAUCUUUUUAAGAACUA
Molecule: messenger RNA, 1651 nt
Organism: Momordica charantia (bitter melon)
Lineage: Eukaryota; Viridiplantae; Streptophyta; Magnoliopsida; Cucurbitales; Cucurbitaceae
Gene: PEX12
Product: peroxin-12
Biological process (GO): protein import into peroxisome matrix; protein monoubiquitination
Cellular component (GO): peroxisomal importomer complex; peroxisomal membrane
Molecular function (GO): ubiquitin-protein transferase activity; protein binding; zinc ion binding
Source: RefSeq, a predicted model, not a curated record